Molecule: messenger RNA, 6122 nt
Organism: Anolis carolinensis (green anole)
Lineage: Eukaryota; Metazoa; Chordata; Lepidosauria; Squamata; Anolidae
Product: E3 ubiquitin-protein ligase RNF135
Exons: 7
Coding region: 255-1907 (550 amino acids)
Molecular function (GO): protein binding; metal ion binding
Source: RefSeq, a predicted model, not a curated record
UACUGGUAGCCAGAUUUUGUUCAUUUUCAUAUGCAUUCAUUACUGCAUCCCCUUUCCCUCCCAGCACCGUCUUUCCUUACCUGUCCGGAGGAGGCCGUAGAGCCUUUUCAUCUUCCAGCUUUUCCCAGGCGGUGUCACACUUUUUGGGUCCUCCAGCCCUGCUCCGUGUCACGGAGGAAUCCUCCCCAGGGCGCAAAGCUGGUGCGAUUGGUUCCGGCGGAAUAGUGAGGGCUCCCCCUAGCGGCCUCUUGGAAAUGGACAGCUCAGCCUCCUUCAGUGAAAGGAAGCUGAAACUCUUUCUUUUUUGGUUGUUGUUUAAAGUCCAGAAGGAUCUCAGUCUAGAUAAAAGAAACCGAAAGUCCUUCGCAGCCCUGCCUCUGCCUGGGGCCAUGGCUGAUGCGGCUGCUCUCCAUCUGGAUAAAAACUUGCAGGAUGAGCUGACGUGUUGCUUUUGCUUGGACCUCUUCAGCAGCCCAGUGCUGAUCGCCAGGUGCUCGCACAACUUCUGCAGAGAAUGCAUCCUUCAGCACUGCAAGAAGAUGGCAGGCGAGGCCUCCUGCCCCAAGUGCAGGGGGAAGCUCCAUCCCAAGGACUUGGUGGACAACCGCUCCCUUGCCAACGUCGUGGAGAUUAUCCAGCAGAUGAAGAAGGCGCCAAGAAAGGAGGACUGUGGCCAGGAAGGCAUUGCGCCCACCCUGGGAGAGGUCCAAGGAGGCAGUGGGUCAGCUGGGCCUCUCCAUCAGCUCAAGGAUACAGUGAAACUAAAUGUACUCCCCCAAGAAAUAGAAAAGACACUUGAAGCAAUUGCUACCUGGAAUAAGGAUAGCGCUGAAAUGAUGCAUUAUGUAUCUCAUGUCAAGAGUUCAAUAGCAGAAGCCUUCAACUUUGUGAAGACAUACAUCAACGACCAAGAAAAAAUGGUGCUGAAUGUUAUUGAAAAAGAAUAUGUUGCAGCUCAGCAAAAAAGAGACACGAUGAGUGAACAGCUCGUGGUCAGAAUUGAUCAGCUUUUGGAAUUGCAAAAAGAUACAAUGAAGAACACCUCAUUGGAAGAAAAAGUUACCAUUGGUGAUCCUAUCAAAGUGAAUGAAGUUACUUUUUCUGUUCAGAAAAUUAAUAGUAUUGCAAGCACAGUAGAAGAGUUCAAAAGGAAUCUGGAAAAGUUAGUUGUUGGGAAUAACUCAGCACAACCAAAUGAGUCUACUCUAGGAACAAGCCAAAGCCAAAGCCAAAUGGAUGUAGCAGAGGAUGAGGCAGCCUCCACAAGUGAUUCCUCACAGAGCCAAAAUUCACUUCUGGAAUCUGUCUGCUCUUCUCCAGUAAUGACAUCACCUACAGACAAGCCAUUACUAAUUGUUUCAAGUCGGUUUUCUCAAUGGGCAGCUGAUGUGGUCUUUGAUCUCCAGAGAAUCAAUACCAGACUUGAACUUUCAGAGGAUAAAAGGAAGGUGAUGGUUUCCCGUUUUCCUCCAAAAUACGAACGUUCUGCAAAGAGAUUCCGCAUCAGCCAGGUGAUGGGAUCCCCGGGGUUUUCAGAAGGGUGCCAUUAUUGGGAAGUCAGCACCAGAUACUCUACUGGAUGGGCCAUUGGUCUUACCCACAAAGAAAUUGGGAGCUGCGACAAGCUAGGGAGAACGGGGCUGUCCUGGUGCAUAGAAUGGUCCAAUGGGCGGCUCUCAGCAUGGCAUGGGAACCAGGAGACGCACAUUUGCCAUGAAAAACCUCUACAGGUUGGAGUUUUUCUUGACAUUCCAAGAAACUGUGCAUCCUUUCACUCUCUCACAGAUGAAGAAACUUGCUUACACACUUUUGAAAUCAACGUUGCAAAGACUGUCUACCCUGCUUUUUGGAUAUUUGGUAUGGAGGUAGGUCGAUCCUUAACGAUAAACAACAUCAGACAGUGUUGAGACAGAGUGGUGCUGUAAAUGUUUUCACACAUGCUCCUUCCACCCCUUCAAGUUCUGGUAACUGUUUAAUUACGAGGGUUGAAUAAAAAGUAAUGCCUCCACCUUCGUAACUCCUCAACCGAUGGCAGUACUGGUAUGCGGCAAGUACUGGUUUGUUCAGUAGAUUCUCCUCUACAGUUCCAUUUGGUGGGAAGCCUUAGCAUUGAACAGUUGUGUUGUUAAAUUGCAAAGCAUGGAACCCUGCGCAGACAGUUGGGCAAUGCGACUUAAGCAACAUGCAGUGAUUGAAUUCUUGACAGCAGAAGGUGUCACCCCAAAGGAGAUUCAUCAGAGAAUGCAAGCUGUUUAUGGUUAUUGUGUUGUUGUGAGUACUGUGCAUCGUUGGGAGUAAAUUUAGAGAUGUUGAGGUGGGAACAUCUGACUUGCAUGACAAACAAAGAGUUGGACAUCCUGUGACAGUAACCACCGAGUUUCACAAGCAAAAGUUUGACAGGUUGAUUCAAGACGAUCAUCGUAUCACUCAGAGAGAAAUUUCAAGCAUAAUCGGCAUUUCACUAGAACGUAUGGGUGACAUUAUUGCUUUGCUUGACUAUUGGAAGAUCUGUGCACAAUGGGUACCCAGGAUGCUGACACCUGAAAUGAAAGCACACAGACAUGAAAUUUGCCAGGAACUCUUCUCGCAUUACAAGAAUGUAGAUGACACCUUUCUCCUUUGGGGUGACACCUUCUGCUGUCAAGAAUUCAAUGACUACACGUUACUUAAGUCGCAUUGACCAACCGUCUGCGCAGGGUUCUAUACUUCGCACUUUAACAACACAACCACUCAAUGCUGAGGCUUCCCGCCAAAUGGAACUGUAGAGUCUACUGAACAAGCCAGUACCUACCGCAUACCAGUACUGCCAUCUGUUGAGUUACGAAGGUUGAGGCAUUACUUUUCAUUCAACCCUCAUAUAUUAAAAAUAAUUCUCUAUCUUUCCCUACUGCAAACAACAGUUCUCCUUAAAGAAGGUGACUUAAACCAUUUUUAUUAAGGGAGGAAAUGUUGGGAUGCCAAUUUUCCACUAAAUUUUGAAAAUUAAUACACUGUACUGUAAAAUAAUAUACAGUAAAUUUAAAUACUUUACCAAAGUAUCAGAAUCUUACAUUUCCAAGUAUUGGAAAGCUGUUUAAAAUAUGAAUAUAAGUUAAUUUGGGAAGAUCAGUAAUGAUGUUGGCAAAAACAACAAUUUCCUAAAGGUUUUCAUUCUUCUACAGUAAAAAUAACAUUCUUGAAAUCAGGGUCUAUUCAGGCAUGAGCAAACUUCAGCCCUCCGGGUGUUUUGGACUUCAGCUCCUAGAAAUCCCAGCCAGCUUAAUGACUGUUAGGAAUUCCACAAUUGAAAUCCAAAACACCUGGAGGGCCAAAGUUUGCACAUGCCUGGCUGGUAAUUCAGUCAUCAGAAUGUCUCAAAUUGCUCGGAGUUCCAAACUAUUGUGACAGUAACAUUGUCAAUAAGCAAGCAAGGUCCUUCCAACUCUUUUCUGUCGUGAAGUAAAUAGAUCUCCUUUAUUAGUAGUUAAAAACUGACAGUUUGUCCAGAACUCCCCAUAUCACCUCACAUUUUAUUUUCUUGGUUAUAAAUAAGUUUUCAGUCACACAAGUCUUACUGUAAGGAGCAAUCAUAUACCACUAAAAGGAAGUAGGGUCUUUUGAAAGACAUACACUUGAAGGUGGGCUUGGAUAAUACAUUUUGGACCCUAGUUUACAUCAACCUUAAAUAGUCUGGCUUUUGACAAGGUACGGGAGAAGCUAUAGUCCAAUACUCACUAGGCCACAGGUUCCCCACCUAAGGGAUUUUAGAAUAAGUUGACUCUUUUGAAAAUGCUGUAUGCUGAAUUAUUUGGUAAAUAUAUACUCGGUAAACAUGAAUUAUCGUAGGUACCAAGUUAAAAUAUAUUUCCAUAUUCUGUGCCUAGCAUUUAUGCUGUACUAUUACCACUGGGGCAGAAGUCAUGGUGUCCUCCUGAUGUUAAUUAACUGCAUAUCCCAGUAGUCCUGCCCAGUAUAGUCCAGUAUGGUGACAAAUGCUGGGAUCUGCUAUGUAACAACAACUGGAGGGGCACAUGAUUUCCAUCAAUUCUGAAGGAGUGCACACAACCUGUAGAAUGAAGGCAGUUUGACACCACUGUAGCUGCCAUGGCUCAAUGCUAUGGAAUUAUGGGAAUUGUAAAAACAAGAACUUUGGCCUUUUCUUUUCCAAAAGUGCUACAUUUCCCAAGAUUUCAUAGCACUGUGGCAUGGUUAUGACAUAAACAAGCCUUUGACCAUGUUUAGUGAUUAUGACCUUAAUCACUAUAUUCGAGGACUUAGUGAUUUGCUUCACUUCUGCACUUUAUGGAGCUGAUAUCGUACACAGCCGCUAUUUUUGUAGCCUGCUGGGUUUUAUAGUAUCUUUUUAAUUAAUUGGGGUUUUAUUGCUGUUUUAAGUAAAAUUGGGCUAAUUUUAUUGUUAUUAAUUUUUAUCUUUUUGUAUUUCCUUGUAUUUGUGAACCGCCCCAAGUCCCUUCGGGGAGGUGGUGGCAGGAUACAAAUAAAGCUCUAUUAUUAUUAUUAUUAUUAUUAUUAUUAUUAUUAUUAUUAUUAUUAUUAUUUUAUUAUGACACAGCAAACAAGAUAGAUAUGCUGGAUUUCGUAUCACAAAAUCACAAGCCGAACACUUCCCAAGUGUCUAGGACUGUGUGAUGUAUUUUCGGAUGAUGCGUGCAGAUCCCAGUAGGGUGGCCUUUUGCAGUUGGCAGAUCGUAAUUUUGUCAAUGUCUAUUGUUUCCAAAUGCCGGCUGAGAUCUUUUGGCACGGCACCCAAUGUGCCGAUCACCAACGGGACCACCUGCACUGGUUUCUGCCAGAGUCUUUGAAGUUCAAUCUUGAGGUCCUGAUAGCGGCUGAGUUUUUCCUGUUGUUUUUCGUCAAUGCAACUGUCACCUGGGAUGGCAACAUCAAUGAUCCAAAUCUUUUUCUUUUCCACAACUGUGAUGUCUGGUGUGUUGUGUUCCAGAACUUUGUCAGUCUGGAUUCGGAAGUCCCACAGUAUCUUUGCGUGCUCAUUUUCCAAUACUUUUGCAGGUUUGUGAUCCCACCAGUUCUUUACUGCUAGGAGGUGGUACUUGAGGCAUAAGUUUCAAUGGAUCAUUUGGGCCACAUGGUUGUGCCUCUGUUUGUAGUCUGUCUGUGCGAUUUUCUUACAGCAGCUGAGGAUAUGAUCAAUGGUUUUAUCGGUUUCCUUGCACAGUCUGCAUUUUGGGUCAUCAGCUGAUUUUUCAAUCUUGGCCUUAAUUGCAUUUGUUCUGAUGGCUUGCUCCUGGGCUGCAAGGAUCAGGCCUUCUGUCUCCUUCUUCAGUGUCCCAUUUGUGAGCCAUAGCCAGGUCUUCUCCUUAUCAGCUUUUCCUUCAAUUUUGUCAAGGAACUUUCCAUGCAAUGUUUUGUUGUGCCAGCUGUCAGCUCUAGUUUGUAGUGCAGUUUUCUUGUACUGAUUUUUUGUCUGCUGUUGUUGUUGUUGUUAUUAUUAUUAUUAUUAUUAUUAUUAUUAUUAUUAUUAUUAUUAUUACAGUUGUGUCAAACUGCAAGAAUUCUACAGUGUAGAUGCACCCUAGGUGGUGUUUUAUAGUCUCUGAUGCUUGUUUUUAUACCAAGAGCCAUAAAAUUUUUCUUUAGAAAUGGAAAAAUAUACUGAUACAUUAAUGAGCUUUUUAAGGUGUAUCUCUAUGUGUUGUCAAGUUGCCUAUAAGUUUCAUGGGGUUUUCUUAGUCAGUAAUCCUCAGUGCCAUUCUUCCACUGCAAUUUUUAGCCUGCUGCACUUGGAAUUUUUUGCUGGACUCCUCUAUCAAAUAAAGUACUAAUCCCAAUUGACCCUUAGGUUCCAAGCUCAAAUGGGAUCUGGUGCCUUCAGCAUAUUUAGUUAUGAAUUACUUGGCCUCAUAUGCAGUAUUACAGCUGUGAUCAGUAUUAGACCUCAGGGAUGCCAAAAGAUGGUACGACUUUUGAAGGUUUCAGAGAUCUUCUGAAGUGAUAAAUAAAAGUUUGGAAUGUGGGUCAGGACUGAAUAAACAAAUCUUUGCUUCAGCGUGUUUACACUAUUUUUGUCCUGUUUCUGUCAUAAGUGAUUUCAAAGCAGCCAGCUAACACUAGAGGCAUACAAAAUCCUUUGCAAAUUCUAUCAAUAAAAGUGCUUUAUUUUU